This is a messenger RNA of Lates calcarifer (barramundi perch), 869 nucleotides long. It is a transcript of the gene mmab, whose product is annotated as metabolism of cobalamin associated B. Bases 66 to 761 code for a protein of 231 amino acids. Gene Ontology annotation, molecular function: corrinoid adenosyltransferase activity. The transcript has 9 exons. The record is from RefSeq and is a predicted model, not a curated record. Lineage: Eukaryota; Metazoa; Chordata; Actinopteri; Centropomidae.
ACAUUGGAGGGACAUAAGACAUUACCUGUAUCUUUCACCCUUAGCUGUUAGCAAGUAGCUUGAACAUGGCUUCGUUCAUUAUCAAACCUGUUCACCUCCGCUGUGUUGUAAGGACAGGCAGGAUCUUAAGCCAGCAUCGGACAGGGAAAACGUUGUGUUCAGACAGAAGUUACACCACUGAAGGAGACAACAGAAUACCCAAAAUAUACACCAAAACUGGAGACAAAGGUUUCUCAAGCACAUUUACAGGAGAAAGGAGACCAAAGGAAGAUCAUAUUUUUGAGGCCUUGGGAAAUACAGAUGAGCUGUCUUCAGCUAUAGGCUUAGCCAGAGAAUUUUGCCUUGACAAAGGUCACACAUUCACAGAUCAGCUGGACAAGAUACAGUGCAUUUUACAAGAUGUGGGCUCCAAUAUCGCCACCCCUCGAUCAUCUGCAAGAGAAAGUCAUAUAAAGAGAACUAAAUUUACUGCUCAGCCAAUUACAGACCUGGAGACCUGGAUUGAUAACUUUACGAAAGAACUCCCUCCACUGACCAACUUCAUUUUACCUUCCGGAGGGAAGAGCAGUGCAGCUUUGCACUUAGCUCGGACAGUCUGUCGGAGAGCAGAGCGCAGUGUUGCUCCAAUUGUGCGCUCAGGGGAGGCAGAUCCAGAUGUUGCCAAGUUUUUGAACAGGUUGAGCGACUACCUGUUCACUGUGGCCAGAUAUGCAGCCACAAAGGAAGGCAACGAGGAGAAAAUCUACAAAAGAACUGAAUGAACAGAUUGCCACAGGAUUAAUAACAUGUUUGUUUGUGGGAUGGCUGAUUCAGAUACGUUGUAGUUGUAUUGUAAAUAUAUUAAUAAAUGUGAAUGAGGCACAAAAUUG